GGGAGAAAACCCUUCCACGCCGCACACUCUGUCACACGCCGGCGCGCCGGCCAGCGGCGGAACUCGCGACACCCGCCGGCGAAGGAGCAGCAGCACAGGAGGUGGACGGCGCGCCAGCGAGGUCGCCCAGCCAACCUCUGCGUUUAGUUGUCGACUAAUCGGGAAGAAGGCGAGGAGGAGAGGAGAGGAGAGGAGAGGAAAGGAGGAGGGGAGGAUGCCGCACCGCGCGCGGCCGAUGACGGGGCUGCUGCUGUUCACGGGAGUCAACCUGGUGCUCCUCAACACCAUCACCCCCGUCUACGACUUCGUCUGCUUCCACCCCUACUGGGAACGCAGGAGAGAACGUCGUCAAAAGGAGCGUGAAGCACUACAAGCCAAUGGUUCUCUACAAACUGCUAAAUGAUUUUAUUCCUAGUUGUUUUAUUACUUGGUUAGUUCGAUGAAACCCUGGAUUCUUCAUUGAUAUGGAGUGAAGAAAAUUUUAUAGGCAGGUAAUAUUGUGAUGCUCUUCAGAUAUGAGUAGAUCUCCGCACUCCAGGUCUUGCUUCAUAAUGCUACUCAACUGCAUCAUCACAUCCUUGUAAAAUUACCGAGGAAACUAGAUCUGAUGAAUAUUGUUUCUUGAAACUACCUUUAUGUAUCUCUUAUCGUCUCAUACUCAUCUGGCUAUAACAUAGUAAAUGAAAACCACUGUUUGGCUCAAGCCAUUUAUUCUGAUCAGGAUCC
Oryza sativa Japonica Group (Japanese rice) is the source of this 726-nucleotide messenger RNA. RefSeq lists its product as uncharacterized. Lineage: Eukaryota; Viridiplantae; Streptophyta; Magnoliopsida; Poales; Poaceae. The record is from RefSeq and is a predicted model, not a curated record.